UUCCUACAUCAGGGCUGAAAUAAAGCAAGGAUAAUGGCUGGGUCCAUCAUUGACGAAACGCACGUACGGCUCAACGAUGGCCACCUCAUGCCGCUGCUGGGCUGCGGCACGUCCAGGGGGCACGCGGAUACCUUGUCGGGCGCCGUGGCGGUUGCCCUCUCCAGCGGUUACAAGCUCGUCGACGCGGCCUACGCCUACCAGAACGAGGAGGCUGUGGGCGAGGGCAUUCGCCGCUGGGGGGGAGACAGGAAGGAUAUUUUCGUCACCACAAAGCUGCCAGCCAUUGCCAUGCAGCCUGAAAGAGUCGAAGAGUUUUUGAGGAAAUCCCUGGCCAAGCUCGGCCUCGACUAUGUGGACUUGUACCUCAUCCACGUACCGAUGGCGUUACAGUACGUGAGCGAUGACGUGGUGCAGCCCAGGACGCCCGACGGCUUCAUGCUGACAGACUACGCCACCGACCACGUCGCCAUAUGGAGGGAGAUGGAGGCUGUACGCGAGGCGGGGCUCGCCCGGAGCAUCGGCGUGUCGAACUUCAGCACCGCGCAACUGCGGCGCCUCUUCGCUGUGGCCAAGGUGCCGCCUGCCGUGAACCAGGUGCGUAGUGGUGGGGACGUGUGA
Hyalella azteca is the source of this 618-nucleotide messenger RNA. RefSeq names its product aldo-keto reductase family 1 member A1-like. Gene Ontology annotation, cellular component: cytosol. Gene Ontology annotation, molecular function: aldose reductase (NADPH) activity. Bases 34 to 618 code for a protein of 194 amino acids. Lineage: Eukaryota; Metazoa; Arthropoda; Malacostraca; Amphipoda; Hyalellidae. The transcript is spliced from 5 exons. The record is from RefSeq and is a predicted model, not a curated record.